CCCGAGACAGAAUCCAUGGCCCUCUGGAAACCAAUAUCCAUCUCAGAGACGACAGCAUCCAUGGCCCUCUGGAAACCAGUAGUUGUCUUGUUGCUGGCCUGUGUGUCCUGGCAACGGGGAGCUACGGAGGACCUCCGCAGUUUCAAGGAUCAGCUCAGUGACUGUCUGGAGGACAAGGACUACCAGGAGCUUCUGGACAUCAGUAUCCAUGGCCUCCCCCCUGCCCAGACCCCUCGGCACGUGGUGGUCGUGGGCGCCGGCAUGGCCGGCCUGACCGCUGCCAAACUGCUGCAGGACGCGGGACACCAGGUGACGUUGCUGGAGGCUAGCGGGAGGGUGGGGGGGAGGGUGGAGACCUACAGACACCCGACAGACGACUGGUAUUCUGAACUGGGAUCCAUGAGGAUCCCCAGCUCCCACCAGAUUGUGCUGUACUACGCUAAGAUGCUGGGUGUGAAACUGCGUCCAUUUGUGAUGUAUGACCCCAACACCUUCUACCUGGUCAAUGGGCAGCGUGUGAAGACCGGGGCAGCAGACAAAAACCCCGCCCUCCUCAAAUACAACCUCCCCCAUAGGGGGAAGGCCCUGUCGGCUGAUCAGCUGCUGGAUCAGGCCUUGAAGACGGUGAAAGACACAGUGAGACAUGAAGGAUGUGAGGCUGCCCUUAAGAAAUAUGACCAGUAUUCGGUCAAGGGUUAUUUGGUUCAAGUGGCUAACCUGAGUCCUGAGGAGAUAAGGAUGAUAGGAGACCUGCUGAAUGAGAACAGCCUGAUGUACACUGCCCUGACCGAGAUGCUCUACGAUCAAUCAGAUAUCAACGACCAAACUGAGUAUUUCGAGGUGGUGGAUGGCUCAGAUCGUCUCCCUCAAGCCUUGAAUAACGUCCUUGUUAACCCCGCCCAGCUAAAUUCUCCGGUGAAACAAAUCAACCACUCGGACACUGGCGUCGAUGUAUUUUACCUGAAGGGUAAAGACUCAGUUCAGACCAAGCUGUCUGCUGACGCAGUCCUGGUCACGACCACAGCCAAGGCGGCUGCUUCAGAGUUUGACCCCCCACUGACCCCAGGAAAGAGGCAUGCACUGAGCAGCGUUCACUACGACAGCUCCACCAAGAUCAUCCUCACCUUCAGCCGAAGGUUCUGGGAGGAUGAUGGCAUCAAGGGGGGCAAGAGCAUCACAGACCGUCCCUCUCGCUUCAUCUACUACCCCAGUCACAGCUUCCCCCAGAACCCAGACAUCGGCGUGCUGCUGGCCUCCUACACCUGGUCUGAUGAAGCUCUGCUCUUCCAGGGCCUGGGGGAUGAGGAGCUGAAGGAGGUGGCCCUGAAGGACCUGGAGCUCAUCCACGGGGAGCAGGUCUGGGACCUGUGCACGGGGGUGGUGGUGAAGAAGUGGAGCUCUGACCCCUACAGCCUGGGAGCCUACGCCAUGUUCACUCCCUACCAGCAUACUGAAAUCGCCUCUGAGCUCUUCCAGUCCCAGGGCAGGGUUCACUUCGCUGGGGAACACACCGGCUUCAGUCACGCCUGGAUUGAAACAGCCAUGAAGACGGCCAUCAGAGCUGCCAAGAACAUCAACCACCAGCUUCAAGACGGCUUCAUAUCCACUGAUAGAGAAGAGCUCUGACUCCAACACCAAGCUUCAAGACAGCUUCAUGUCUGCCACUAGAGGAGAUCUCAAACUCUAACACCCCAGCAUUAUUUUGUUAUUAAUCACAUAUAUUGAAGCCUGAGAAGAUAGUACCUUCAUGCUAGCAGUACUAGCUCUUUAUUUGCAUGUGUAAGCCUUUAGAACAAAUCUAAAACUAAAUUGGUGUCUGCUAUGAACUCUAAAGGUAAUGAUAAUCUGAGACUGCAGCCUACAUGCAGGUGGUUAGUGAGGUCCCCCCUUCACUGUAGGCGUCUUUGAGUGUUAUUACUUAUUAUUACUCUUCAUGUUUAACCUCUGUUUUUCUUCUAUUCCUAGUCUGUUUUACAUAGUUUUGAAUGAUGACUAUAUGCUCUGUAAGGUGACCUUGGGUGUCUUGAAAGGCGCCUCUAAAUUAAAUUUAUUAUUAUUAUUACAUGCAUGCAAUAUCCUAGCUAUGCACCCAUUACAUCACCUUUCCAAGUCAAGCUCAAAAGCCAAGUUUUGCGUGCGCCAAAAAAGAUUCAGACUUAUAAAACCCUGCGUAAAUCACA
Messenger RNA from Gadus morhua (Atlantic cod), 2180 nucleotides. RefSeq names its product L-amino-acid oxidase-like. Gene Ontology annotation, biological process: amino acid catabolic process. Gene Ontology annotation, molecular function: L-amino-acid oxidase activity. Lineage: Eukaryota; Metazoa; Chordata; Actinopteri; Gadiformes; Gadidae. The record is from RefSeq and is a predicted model, not a curated record.